Messenger RNA from Oncorhynchus gorbuscha (pink salmon), 5185 nucleotides. RefSeq names its product multiple epidermal growth factor-like domains protein 6. Bases 223 to 4638 code for a protein of 1471 amino acids. Gene Ontology annotation, molecular function: calcium ion binding. The record is from RefSeq and is a predicted model, not a curated record. NCBI's taxonomy places the organism in Eukaryota, Metazoa, Chordata, Actinopteri, Salmoniformes, Salmonidae. The transcript has 34 exons.
GAGAGAGAGAGUUAGAGAGAGAGAGGAAAUUCUGCCUGAAAUAACAAAGAAAAUGACUUACUAUACUUAAACCCAGAGAGUCAACUGGUGCGGUGAUCACACCUCCUUUGGGAGACUAUCGACAGCUUGGUACAAGCUUUACUAUUCUAUCUACAAAUCUUCUAACUUCCAAGCUUAGUUCUCUGUAGAUACUUAUCUCACACUUUCAGUGUUGUUAAGACCAUGGCAUCCCUAGGAUGGGUCGUGGUGGUUCUAGUGGGCUUUUGGAGCCAGCUAAGCCCAGGUCAGGGAGCUAAUAAUGGGCCUGGCAGAUACCGCUACCAGCGCAGGAACUGCUACACCUGCUUCUAUGGAUACAAUGGCUACAACACGGGGCACAUGAAAGGUGCAGAUGUUGACGAAUGUCAGGUCCACAACGGAGGCUGCCACCACCGAUGCGUCAACACCAGAAGCUCGUUCUACUGCGAAUGCAACCCAGGCACCCGCCUGCACACAGAUGGCCGGACAUGCAUUGCCGUCCAGUCCUGUGCUGUCAGAAAUGGAGGCUGUGAGCAGGACUGUGUGCAGCUGUCCCCGGAUCACUACCAGUGUCACUGCAGACCCAACUAUCAUCUUGCAGAGGACAGCAAACACUGCAAGUUGAGAAACCCGUGUGCAGACAGAAAUGGAGGCUGUGUGCACACCUGUAGAAAUGAAGGAGGACGAUCUCAGUGUGACUGUCGUCCUGGAUAUACACUGGCACAGGAUGGCAAAAACUGUGAAGACAUCGACGAGUGUGAGACAGGCCAAACUCCCUGUGCCCACGGUUGCCAUAACACCCAGGGUUCCUUUACCUGUGUCUGUAACCCAGCAUACAAGUUGGGUGCCAACGGCAGGAAAUGCUAUCGUAUCGAGAUGGAGAUUGUGAACGGCGGUUGUGAGACUGCCAACGGAGGCUGUUCCCAAAAGUGCCAACACUCCGCCCUCGGACCUGUCUGUAGCUGUAACCAUGGUUACCAUCUGGACGAUGACCUCAUGACUUGUGUGGACUUGGAUGAGUGUGAGACGGGAAGCUCGUGCUGCGAGCAGGACUGUACGAACUAUCCCGGGGGUUAUGAAUGCUACUGCGGGGCUGGCUACCGUCUCAACUCGGAUGGGUGUGGCUGUGAUGAUGUGGAUGAGUGUCUGGUAGGCAACGGAGGCUGUGACCAUACCUGCCAGAACACAGCCGGCUCCUUCCAGUGCUACUGUCGCCUCGGACACCGGCUAAACGAGAACCGUCUCUCCUGUAUUGCCCUGGAGCGGGCAGUAGAGCUGUUGGAGUGGAGCGGCCGCAUCGCGGUGAAGCUCCCUCCACCCCAGUUCACCCUGCUGAAUGACAACUUCCAGCCGCUGGAGCGCUAUGACGACUAUGAGGAGGACGGCCUGGGAGAGCUCCGGGCCCAGAGCACCCUCACCAAGACCUUUGUGUGUUUAAACGAAACGUUUGGCCAUGACUGCAGCCUGACGUGUGACGACUGCUCCAACGGUGGUGUGUGUGACCUGGAGGAGGGACGUUGUGACUGCCCUGAUGGGUGGACAGGCCUUGUCUGCAACCAGACUUGUCUAGAGGGCACAUUUGGCAGGAACUGCCUCUUCAGCUGUAAGUGUAAGAAUGGUGCCACCUGUGACCCUGUGAGCGGGCACUGUCGCUGCCCACCUGGAGUCAGUGGGGAUCUGUGCCAGGAUGGCUGUCCUAGCGGUCUGUAUGGGAAACUUUGCAAUAAGAAGUGUAACUGUGCCAAUAACGGGCGCUGCCAUCGGACCUACGGAGCCUGCCUGUGUGACCCUGGGCUCUAUGGGCGUUUCUGUCACCUACCGUGUCCUAAGUGGGCAUACGGCCCUGGCUGCUCGGAGGAGUGCCAGUGUUUCCAACAGAACACCCUGGAGUGCCACCGCCGCCAUGGCUCCUGUGUCUGCAAACCAGGCUACCAGGGCAAGAACUGCCAGGAGGAAUGUGACAGAGGAUACUAUGGCCUUGCCUGCAAGAGGACAUGUGGGUGUCCAUCAGGGGUACCCUGUGAUCGUGUGACAGGGGAGUGUCUGCGCCAGUGCCCGCCUGGUUUCCAUGGGGACAACUGUGACCUAGACUGCCUGAAGGGGCGCUACGGGGCUGGAUGUAACCAAUCGUGCCACUGCUCUGGCGCUCCAUGUGACAAGGCGACAGGACGGUGCCACUGUCUUGACGGUGUGACUGGACAGCACUGUGAGACUGAGUGUGAGGAGGGUCGAUGGGGUGUGGGCUGCUCAGGCUCCUGUCCUGACUGUCAGAACGGGGGAGUGUGUGACAAACACAAUGGAACGUGCCGUUGCCAACCUGGAUACAUGGGCACCCUUUGUCAGAGUGUCUGCCCGUUGGGUAGAUUUGGCCAGGGUUGCCAGCUACGCUGUCGGUGUGAUAACGGUGGGCGCUGCCACCCGUUGACGGGCCGCUGUGCCUGUCCUGAAGGAUGGACUGGACCCAGCUGCAGUAGAGGGUGUGACGCCGGGCGUUGGGGGGUGGACUGUGCCAACGUGUGUGAGUGCCCGGACAACGAUGGCAGCUGCGACCUCAUCACGGGACAGUGUCGCUGUGAGGCGGGCUACACAGGACCACGCUGCCAACAGAAGUGCCCAGAGGGCUCCUUCGGCGCUGGCUGCAGACGCAGGUGCCAAUGUGCCAAUGAGGCGGCCUGUGAGCAUAUGGGUGGAGCCUGCACCUGCCUGCCUGGUUGGACAGGCACCUACUGUGAAAAACCGUGCCCUGAAGGAUUCCAUGGGCUGGAGUGUCAGCAGCAGUGUCAGUGUUCUAAUGGGGGGAGAUGUGACCACCUGACAGGGGCCUGCCACUGUCCAGACGGCUGGGUCGGAUCACAAUGCAACACCACAUGCCAAGCUGGGUGGUUUGGCAGUGGGUGUCAACACACCUGUGAGUGCUGUAAUAAUGCCAGCUGUGACCCUGUGAACGGGCAGUGCCAGUGUAUGCCAGGCUGGACCGGCACCAGCUGUGAGAAAGAAUGUCUAGAAGGCUUCUAUGGGUCAGACUGCCUGCAUCACUGCCUGUGUCAGAAUGGUGGUGUGUGUGAUCGUUUCUCCGGGGGAUGCUCGUGCCCCAGCGGGUGGACCGGGGCGGCCUGCGAACUGGAGUGUGCCCAUGGCUGGUUUGGAGCGGACUGUGCUCAGCCCUGUGCGUGUCUGAACAGUGGUGUGUGUGACCGUCACAGUGGAGAGUGCAGCUGUGGCCCAGGCUGGGUAGGACAGCACUGUCAGACAGCAUGUGAGGCUGGCCUGUUUGGCCCAGGGUGUGAGGAGCCGUGUCGAUGUAAACAUGGGCCCGUGUGUGACCACGUCAGCGGAGUGUGUGUGUGUGUCCCUGGCUGGAGGGGACCUCUAUGUGACAGAGCCUGUCUACCUGGCUCCUAUGGGAAGGACUGUGUGCUACGUUGUAACUGUCCCCACGGCACUUCCUGCAACCACGUUUCCGGCGAGUGUGGCUGUCCUCCUGGAUACACUGGCAACGGCUGUGAGCAGAUAUGCCAGCCUGGCACAUAUGGGCUGAACUGUAACCAGGUGUGCCAGUGCCCUGGCACCAACCAGCUAUGCCACCCUGACACCGGCCUCUGCUACUGCACCCCCGGUUACCAUGGUUACAACUGUAAUCAAGAGUGUGACAAAGGACGGUACGGCCCAAACUGCGAGCGGCUGUGCCAAUGUAGGAAUGCUGGUGUGUGCCAGACCACCACAGGCACCUGCCAGUGCCUGUCUGGCUACAUCGGAGCAGACUGCAACAUCACUUGCCCAUCAGGGCGUUAUGGGCAGGACUGUGCCAAGGUGGCUUUGUGUGGGAAGGGGGCAAGGAGUGACCCAGAGACGGGCAGGUGUGUGUGCAAGGUCGGCCAGCGGGGAGAAGACUGCGGACAGGGUUGUGCCCAGGGUUGGUAUGGGGUGGACUGUGGCCAGCUCUGUAACUGCCGUAACAGUGGUAUGUGUGACCCAGUCUCUGGAGGCUGCACCUGCGGACUAGGCUGGACCGGACCCAGCUGUGACAGAGAGUGCCCCUUGGGGAGUUACGGAGCCAACUGCAAACUGCGGUGUGAUUGUAAUAACAAUGGGACGUGCGAUAGAGUGACGGGAGAGUGCCGGUGUGACCCGGGAUACUACGGUCACCUGUGUGAACACGCCUGCCCUGCUGGUUUCCAUGGCCACCGCUGUCAGUUCCAGUGUAAGUGUCGAGGCCACGCCCCCUGUGACCCCAGCACAGGGCACUGUCUCUGCCCUCCUGGUUACCAUGGAUACCGCUGUGAGAAAGAGUGUGAGCAGCGUCGUUUCGGGGUGGGCUGCAUCCAGUCAUGUGACUGCGAAGGGGACACCCCAUGUGACCCCAUGACCGGCCGUUGUCUGUGCCCCCCAGGGAAGAUGGGCACGCAUUGCGACACAGAUUGUCCAGUGAACCGCUACGGCCCGGACUGUUCUGAGAGCUGUGAGUGCAGGAAUGGGGGGUGGUGUGACCCACGGAACGGCCGCUGCACCUGUCUACAUGGCUGGAUAGGACCCACCUGUCAGGAAGGAGGGUCCCUCACGUCUCCACAGCUGGGCAACAGAAAUCAAGAAAAGAGUCACUCACACACUGUCCCAGUAUAGCACCCCCUACUGACUGACCCCCAGCCUCAUACAACUGCGGCCUACUGGUCACUUCUAGAGAUCACAGAGGUCAAAACUGAACUGAAGCGCUCUCAAAACAACAACAUACUGUUUUGUACAGAGAAGGGAGUGCUAUGGCAGGGCCUUGGUGAACUAAAGGGACUUCUGAACUGGAGGUGCCAUUUUGCAGCGUUGUCUAAUCGCAGACUUUGUGGAGUUCAGAUAACACACUACCCUUGACAUCACGGGGAUGACUGUCCUAUACUCCAUCUUACAGGGUGAACUCUUAAAUGUGCUCCAGAGUUAACAGGCUGGGAUAAUUGUUUUUGCCUGCCCUGGAUAAGAGGAUAUUUCUGGGUCAAAUGCCAAAAAGGAUAAAGUCAUGCGAGGUUUACAGAAUUAUUUACUGUAAAAUACAGUUGUUGAAUAUCAUGUACCAUGCUUAACAGUUGUGUAUUUGUGUGUACAUUGCAUGUAUGUUGUGUGUAUGUAAAUGUGUUCAUGUCUACAAUUCAAUCGUGUUGUAAGUAUACUCACGAUAUGGUCA